AUAUUAUAAUUGUAAUUGGGCACUUUAGCCGUGACAAGGUAGUAAGGUGUUAGGUACCUAACUUAAUUAUUAAAUAUUUUUAAUUUGCUCAUUAAUAUCUGAAAGUAAAAAAUUAUAGCUAUUAACCCACUGAAAAAUGAAAACGAAACGAAACGAAAUGAAACGUUUUGUCGAAAUGUAAGCUCUGUUACUUCAGAUAUUGUAGAUGAGAGAUGACACAUAAAUACAUUAAAUGUAUUUGUUAUUGUGUUCCGAAAAUAAAUAAGCAAAUAGCAGCUGCCAUUUUAAGUAAAGUGACAAAAACCCUGUUCACACCUUGAAAUCGAUUUACGUCACAAAAAUAAAUGAAAGCGUUUCGAAGGGAGCAUUCAACACAACACAAAGUAAAUAGAAAAACAUCCGUUACAUCCAGCUUCCAACAUUCGCACUAUUAUCUCGCGAGAACCAAUCCAAAAUGGAGAAUACACCGGUGCUCCCCUAUUGGUCCGCUCGCAUCAAGCCUGCCUCCUCUUCCACAAAGCUCCGCCUACCACAAACAAAAAACUUUCCAGAAUAACGACCAACCUUCCUGUGAGUGCACAUGUCCAGUCACAUCCCUAGUCCAAAACAAAAACCACUCAAUGAAAACCAGGUAGAACGAGCUUCAAAUACUAUUUCAUGGCACAAAAAACGUAUUAAAACUCUUAUCGUAGAUUUCGUUACGCCAAUAUUGAUAUUGAUUAGUCCAUCUCGCUUAAUCUGAACAAUUUUGACGGUGUUAGACAAGGACGGGGCAAGUCAGUUUUAGUGUGGUUAAGAAAAAUUAUGUGUUCACGUUCAGUGUUCGUCGGUACACCUGGCGUGCGGGCGCACGGUCGAUAGCGCACGGCGCGGCACUAGCCCGUUUUAAAAUUCGAACGCACCGAAUAUCGGGACGCCAAUCGCCGGUGCGAAUACUGUCUCACCCGUCGACGUAGUGAUGUGUGUGUAAAUAUCGACAUCGAUAGCGGUGAUCGUGACAAACAUGAUGACUAUGGACAUCGGGAUGUACAACAACCAGCAGAAUUAUGGCAGCGCCGAGUUUUACCAGCAGGGGGCAGCGUAUCAGCCGCCGUACGAGGGAUACCACGAGGGGUACUAUGAGCCUCCGACUCACUACUACGAGCCGUUGCUGCACUCGCAGCCGGGACAUGAGCCCCCACCUCCCGUCAUCAGUACCGAUACAGGUCUAUGCUACACAAACCUAGACUACGGCGAACUACAGCAGAAUUACCAGUUGCAUCCAAUUCAGCAUCACCCGGAGCCAUUCAAACAUAGAGAGGAAGUUCGCCACGAGGACAUGCACCUUCACGAGCAUAAAAUAGACAACCAUUAUUUAGAGACAAAGUAUAACAUGCACUUCGUUGACGAAGGAUCGAUGGCGUUCAAUCCAGCUUCUCCGAUGGCUUGCGGGGAGUUCGAUUACCAGCCAAAAGACGAGUUCGGCGGGUUGCGGGAGUUCCGUGAAGAUUGUGGUGGCCCACACCUCCCGACCACGGGGCUGCAGCAUCCGCCGACGCACUCCGCCGUGCCCACCUACAAAUGGAUGCAAGUCAAGAGGAAUGUUCCUAAACCUUCAGCGCCAAAGCUGAUGAUUCCCCCGGCGGAGUUCGUCGCCCAGGGCGUCAUGGGCAGUCCGCAAGAAGGCAUGCGCACUCCCAACGGCAGCCAGAUGCUACCCAACUCCCUGCUCAACCUCAAUAACACCGGCCGCACCAACUUCACCAACAAACAACUCACAGAACUAGAAAAAGAAUUCCACUUCAAUAAGUACCUCACUAGAGCGAGGAGGAUAGAGAUAGCCUCCGCCUUGCAACUGAAUGAGACCCAAGUCAAAAUAUGGUUCCAGAAUAGACGCAUGAAACAGAAGAAGAGAAUCAAGGAAGGACUAAUCGUGGCCCCCGAGGUCCAAGCAGCAGUUUCGUCUGAUGUUGUUGGAUCCAGUGAGAACAGUCGAGAAUCAAGUUAAAACGUGAAAUUGAGAGACCAUUACUAGUUUUGUUAGUGUUGAAGUGGAGAAAUUUUAUCUAUUUAAGACUUUGUACAGAGCUUCCUUGUAUUUAAUUGUAGGUUGUGUAAAAUACUAAGUACCUAAUGUUCUAUUCCACGCUCAUCAAUAUUGUAUUAACAAAUAUUUUAAAUAAUUCAGCGUCAUUCUUAAGCCUUCAACUCCUGCCGUCGAGAUAUCGGCAGAAAAUCUUCCUCUUGCCUCGCCGUCAAUUUAAUACCUAUAGAUAUAGCACCGCACAAGCGAUUUCAUAUAGGUAAUAUAAAUAAGUAUAUUACAUCAAAAAUCAAAGAUGUCUGAGAAUUAGAGCUUUUUGACUUUUCGAGGUGCUUGGAGUUGAGGGGUUAAAUACGAAAGCAGUGUUAAUUUAUGCCGACAACUAAUAUAGUGAACAAGUUUCCUGCAUUACAAUCGUUUCGUGGAACUUAUUAUAUUCUACUUAUAUGAUCAAGAGCAAUAAAAACUGAUAACAUCAUUACAAAAUUUUACAAUAUUAAAAAUAUAACUAGGUAAUAUCAGUUUAUUAUUUUACUAAAACACUUAAAAUAAAUUCUGAAAAAAAAGUUUUUAUUACACACCCAAAAGAAUGCAGAGGGUAUUCUAGUAAAAUAAUAAACUGAUAUUACCUAUUCUCUGUACCUACUUGUUUAUACAUAGGAGAAUAAAAUAAAUAAAUUAAUGAAUUACAUAAAUAGGUAUAUAUUUCUGAUUAUUGGUUAGAUUACCUCUAAAACAGCACAAAGAUCGUACACUUCAUAAGUGACAACAACGAGAUGGCACAGUUAAAGUUUUAUAAUUGGUAGACCAAUGAAUCUUUAAUCAUGUCCUUCCUUAGUAUCCCAUGUGCCCGUGUCGGAUUGACUUAGUCCAUAUUGUUAAUGAAUGAAAAACCAAUGCUUAACUGUCAGCGUACAACACGAGAGGUUGGUAGUUUUAAAAGUCUUAUAUGUAACAUUUAGGUAUUUUAGAAACAAAAUCUAACGACAAAAUACUUCAACGAAUUUUGCUACAGUACCGCUAAUUAAUUAAACCAUUCUUUAUGUACUACUAACUAUCAUAACCAGCAUUCGCGGCGUAACAAAAUUGGCCUAAAUAAUAUUUUAAUAACUGUACUUUUGUAAAUUGUACUUAUGAAAAAAUAUAUCACGUAUUUGGUGUUAAAAAUACAGUAUCAUACAAUUUUAAAAAUACUACACUAUAUUCACCACUAUCAACAUUAUGUACGUAGUUACAUUUCGGACCGUGUUUAGCUGAACAUUUGAUUAUUUAAUUAUUCAUUUUACCUAGAUAUUUUUGUACAUAAAAAGUUUAGUUCAGGGGUUUACAUUACACAUAAAUAGACUACUGAUACGAUGUUCGUACCUAUUAACCCUUUUGGAACCUUUCAAUUCGAUUGAGAUAAUACCUAUGUCUAAGCAUAUUUGCCCGCGCACGUAAUUAUAAAAAAAUCUAACUUUACAGUCAUCUCUACUAACUAUUUCGUAUCCUUUGUAGCUAGAUUUCAUGUAACAGACAGCUGCAACGCUCAAUUAAUGAAUUAUUUUUUAAUGUGACCCCUUACUUAAAGAUAGGUUACCUAUAUGUAGGUACUCUAAUAUGAACUCAUUUGUUGCGCAGAAGUUCCGUUCUCGUUUUUUUAUACACCUGUACGAGUUGGUAAGACAUUAUUUUUUAAGAUUUUGUGUGAUGUUAGUUUUUUUACUGUCAAGUAAGCCUUAGUUGUCUUAUUUAAACCAUUGUACUGAAACCUAAACUUUUUAGGCUGAAAGUGUUUAGUGUAUUCGUUUUCAGAAUGUCAGGCAUUAAAAAAUAUAUAGGAAAAGUGAUAUUAAAAUGAGCCACCCUUUCAUAUGACUCGCCGUGGAACAUACAUUUAUUGAGUACCUAUGUAGCGUAUAGACGUAUGAUAAACGCGGUUAACGCCUAAUGGAUCCGAGAAUACGUCCCUUUUAUCUCCGUUCGAUUAAAAGAGAUGUAUUUACGCUUUACAUACGCUAUAAUCGCGUCUUUAAGUCUUUCUACAGGUAAUUCGCUCAAGCAUAAGAUGAUUUAAGGAUCCUUCAGCUGUAGAUAAUGGAAGGUCGCCUCAAUGAGAGAACUGCUGAUAUUGCCAACGUUGCGUUUUAUCAAAGGCUUGUAACAGGUUAAAAAUUUCCAAGCCUUUGAUAAAAUGCAACCAUGCAAAUUACAGUUAAUUGCCGUUUGUUUCUUUUUGUAACAAAGACGGUAGUUGAAAAGGAAGGCAAACAAGGAUUAAAGGUUACAAGCGGUUAUAAAACGCAAUCCUGAAAGAACAACGCCUGGAAUACUUACUACUCUAUUGUAAGGAAAUAGAGGUAUUCGAUAUUUCCAACUUCAUUCUUAUGGUAGUACAAUAUAUUUGUUGGCGACGAAGAUACGGCGAAAUACGAUGAACAAGUGUGUAUGUACCUACCCUCGACAGAAUAAAACCUUGGGCCAACGUCGAAUGGAACCAUGGCAUAUUUAUUAGUUAUUACUAGCGAAUGAUCGUUUCAAUUUAAUUCAUAAUGUCAUUUUGGUAUGGCUUUAUGGUGGCCUACGGUGCCGUUUAGUUGAUUGUAGAUAAUUAUAAUGAAGUAGGUAUGUAUGGUAUGUCUACAAGAUAGGUUCAUUAUGUGGUUAAACGAACAAAAAUCAUUUAUUUGUUUAUUUAUCAAAAAUCAAAUGUGUCAUAUUUUUUUAUCUAUUUUUUAUUACCCUUUACAUAAGACCAAAGCUCAUUUUUUGUUAUAAUUAAUUUAUUACUUACAGCUUAUAUGUAAUUAAAAUGUACAGCCAACUUGGUAUACUAAUAUAAUAAUUGCGUGUUAGGUCGGUUUGUGUGUACAUUUGUUAAGCUAGUACCUAAUACUUUAUCAAUAAAUUAAUUGUAACUAUUUUCA
Cydia pomonella (codling moth) is the source of this 4929-nucleotide messenger RNA. RefSeq names its product homeobox protein Hox-B1-like. Gene Ontology annotation, biological process: regulation of transcription by RNA polymerase II. The transcript is spliced from 2 exons. Gene Ontology annotation, cellular component: nucleus. Gene Ontology annotation, molecular function: RNA polymerase II cis-regulatory region sequence-specific DNA binding; DNA-binding transcription factor activity, RNA polymerase II-specific. The record is from RefSeq and is a predicted model, not a curated record. NCBI's taxonomy places the organism in Eukaryota, Metazoa, Arthropoda, Insecta, Lepidoptera, Tortricidae. Bases 1004 to 1987 code for a protein of 327 amino acids.